GACCGUACCUUUAGGGACACACGGUGUCUGCUGGUAAUGUGGUGCGUGUAUUUGAGGUUAUGUUCCUCGCCGUCGCAUUUUGAACGAGUAGCCAAACUGGCCCGAUUCCUAUCAGAGAUCAGCCGUAUUAUGCGAGACAAUGCGAUACUCCUCCAGUAAGUCGCACUGGCAAUGACGUAAGCGUAAUCCAAGUGAGUCAUGUGCACACUUAAAGCAUGGUUGUCACACAACGAAAAAUGAAGCAGAUUGCACUCUUCGCGGUUUGUGUAUUAUUAGUACUCGGCUUCUACAAAACUCUGGUGAAUACGGAAGAGGAGCACUCCUUUAUUCGCAGUCGAAUCCACAGAUUGGAUAAAGUAAGCAGAGACAAAGACGAUCUAGAUGAUAAGAACGUUAUCGCGACUCAACAGAUACACAAUGUCGACGAGGAAGACGGAGACAUCAAGACCAUCGAGGAGGCCAAGAUGCGUAUCCGUGAAAUGGAGGGCAAGCUGCAGCAUCUGGAGGCUGCGAUCGAGAACCGGGUGUCGAAGGACUUCCCGACAGUGAAGUUCCUCAAUUACAAGAACCGAAAACGAAUUUUGGUGACGGGCGGCGCGGGUUUUGUCGGCUCUCACCUGGUCGAUCGUUUGAUGCUAGCCGGGCACGAGGUCAUAGUCGUCGACAACUUUUUCACCGGUAGAAAGCGCAACGUAGAGCACUGGGUCGGUCAUGAGAACUUUGAGCUGGUGCACCACGACAUCGUGAGACCGUUGUAUCUGGAGGUUGAUGAGAUCUAUCAUCUCGCUAGUCCGGCCAGCCCACCGCACUAUAUGCUGAAUCCUGUGAAAACGAUCAAGACGAACACGUUAGGCACUAUAAACAUGCUGGGACUUGCGAAACGAGUGGGCGCGCGAGUGUUGAUCGCGAGCACGUCGGAAAUUUAUGGAGACCCCACUGAGCACCCGCAAGUGGAAACUUACUGGGGUCACGUGAAUCCAAUCGGCCCACGAGCAUGUUACGACGAAGGCAAGCGCGUCGCCGAGACUUUGAGCUACGCUUACAUGAGACAAGAAGGCGUCUCCGUCCGAGUCGCGCGAAUCUUCAACACUUUCGGACCUAGAAUGCACAUGAACGACGGUCGCGUCGUGUCCAACUUCAUUCUCCAAGCCUUGCAAAACGAAUCGCUCACGAUCUAUGGUAGCGGGAAGCAGACGCGAUCGUUUCAAUACGUCUCUGACCUGGUGGACGGAUUAGUGGCCCUAAUGGCAUCUAAUUACACCUUGCCUGUGAACAUUGGAAACCCCGUGGAGCACACGAUCGAAAAAUUCGCGCGUAUAAUAAAAGACUUGGUGGGCGCCACCAGCGAGAUAGUGGAACUCGCGGCGGUCGAGGACGAUCCGCAGAGAAGAAGACCGGACAUUAGCAGAGCUAAGAAGUACUUGAACUGGGAGCCGAAGAUCCCGCUGGCUGAAGGCCUCAAGAGGACAAUAGUAUACUUCGCUAAAGAGUUACGAAGGACAGAACAUUCUCAGAAAAGUAGCUUUAAGCAGUCCUCUUACAAAAACGAUCACGACAUAGUAGAGCAGCUUUAAGGGGGUCAAAUGUAACACAUGAUAUGUUUAUUGAUGUAUCCACUUUCAGAAGUGGCGUGAAAGUGCCAUUAAGCUAUGGACCAGUAUGUGCCAAAAUAUCCCCGUCCAACUUGAAUUUUACAUAAUUUAUACAUACGGCAAUGGGUAUAUAUACAUACAUAUAUAUAUAUAUAUGUGUAUAUAUUUCUCAUACAAUACGGUUACUAUAUAGACCAGUUUCGAGCCGUUUUUCCUACCGCAUACGCGCCGUGUGUCCUUCGUGUAGAGAAGUAACGAUCCAAAUGUACACGUCUGUUUUCUUCUCUACCUCACUUCCCAUGACUAUGCACUUCAUUUUAGCAACAUUUCGCGUUUUAAAUGUUCUAUUUAUUUUAUUUUUCUCACACGCGUACGCGCGCGCUCGCACAUGCAGCCUGUAAAUAAGCGACGUCUCCGUCGUCACUCCUCCGAUGCACGGAUAUUACGUUAGAGAAUAUUUGUUCUUUUCCACACCGCACCUGUACGUAUAAUUUUCACACGGGAAUGAAAGAAGGUGGUCGAUGUGGUGGUGUAUGUGAGAGAACACUGUCUCGCGUUCUUGUCACGAGAGAUCGUGUGUUGAUCUGGAUGUAAUAAAGUAAUUUCGCGCUCAGCUUUUAACAUGUAGAGAUAUUUGCGUAUGACUGCGAAACGUCAUUCGAGCUUUCCAUUCGUCUCUUGUAGUCGCGUGAUAGUGAUAUUACUGAGUACGUACUUGCAACCUAUAAAGAUCUAAGAAAUGUUUAUUACUACCUAAGUUACUUAAAUGUAGCAAUAACGAGGGAGGGAAGAGGGGGCAAAAAGUCUCGAAAUGUCAUCGAAAUGCUCGAUACCGGUGAAAUAAUGUUUAUACUUUAUAAAUAAUGGUAUAUCGCAGUUGCGUUGUGUACAAUAUGUUACGUUUUGUAAUUAUUAUGUUAUAUACAUUCAU
Messenger RNA from Harpegnathos saltator (Jerdon's jumping ant), 2523 nucleotides. It is a transcript of the gene Uxs, whose product is annotated as UDP-xylose synthase. Gene Ontology annotation, biological process: D-xylose metabolic process. Bases 216 to 1574 code for a protein of 452 amino acids. Gene Ontology annotation, cellular component: cytoplasm. The transcript has 5 exons. NCBI's taxonomy places the organism in Eukaryota, Metazoa, Arthropoda, Insecta, Hymenoptera, Formicidae. The record is from RefSeq and is a predicted model, not a curated record. Gene Ontology annotation, molecular function: UDP-glucuronate decarboxylase activity; NAD+ binding.